Molecule: messenger RNA, 1495 nt
Organism: Pollicipes pollicipes
Lineage: Eukaryota; Metazoa; Arthropoda; Thecostraca; Pollicipedomorpha; Pollicipedidae
Product: thioredoxin domain-containing protein 11
Exons: 3
Coding region: 186-593 (135 amino acids)
Source: RefSeq, a predicted model, not a curated record
GGGCGGGGCGAGCUGACGGGCGGACGGCCAGCGGCGGGCCCGGCGCACCGCUGGCCGGCCCGCUAGAACUGACGUCGGACACCUUCCGUCCGGUGGCGCUCAACCAGAGCGAGGAUGUGAUCGUGUUUUUCUACUCCGUCGGCUGUGGACACUGCUCAGCAUCAAACCACGUAUUUUUGGCCGCCAUGCGGCUGUUCUUGAACUCAGGGCUGCAGUUUGCGCGUAUAGAUGGCGCUGCCAACGAUCUGCGCUGGGAAUAUUCUUUGGAAUCAUUCCCAACGAUAAUGUACCUUCCAGCGUGGAGGAAGUCGGAGAGCCGCGUGUUCCCGCCCAACCUGCCGCUGACGCUGGCGUAUCUGCUGCGCUUCGUCCUGGCGAACGCCAGCGCCGCCGUGCGCCGCGCCUUCUUCCUCGGCCAGUGUGACGCGGCCUGCCGCGCAACCACAGCUUGGGCGGCCGGUCGACAGGCGGCGCUGGUGCGGCGGCUGCAGCGACGCAUGGCGCGGCCGCCGCUGUUCGCGCGCUACGUCGCCGAGUUGGCGCGGCUGCGGCGUGUGUGGCGCGACGUGGCGCGGACCGCGCGUGGCUCGUGACGCCCCGCCGGUGACGGCCGAGCGUCACGGGCGUAGUGACGUCAUCUUCCAGCGGGAACGGCGCAGCCGGCGCCGGCGGCGGCCGCCUCGGCUGGCGCGUGUGUGGGUGGGACGUCGGUGUGUAGCGCCGCCGGCAGGGGCGGUCUCGGCCGCGGCCGCCUGGCCGACCGUCCGGGUCUGAUAUUCCAGUAGUGAUGGGGGCAGGCUCAAGAGGUGUCGUCUGUGGGGCCAGUCUGCCGCCGGGGCGGGCGUCUCAAAAUCGUGGAAAUGUAUGGUGGGUGUGUUGACAUUUCGGAGCGCAGUUACGCGGGCAGGUGGGGGUGGAGGAGCGGUGUGGUGGCCUUCUGUGGGGACGGAGGCCAAGGACGGAGCUGUGCGCGUUGGCGCGUGGUUAUUUUGACGGAACCUCAGUGUGAGAGAAGUCUCGGCUAGCUUAUGUCUGUGCUGUUGCGUGCACAGCUGUGAUAAAAUCCUACUAGCACAUACGCGGGCUGAUGGCUUCGCGCUGUUUCGUAAAUAUGAUCUGCCUGAGCUUUUCUGUCACUUGCUCUGCCACUGCUUCAUGCUGGCUGUUCCUUGGUUGCCGCUCCCGUUGCUGGAUGGCACGCGACAGAACCGUGGUGAAGGGCGGUACCGGGUAUAUGGGCCAGUGGCAUGCAGGCCGAGAGCUUAUGCUGUGGUUGACUUCCAUGUGGGGCGCGAUGAGCUUGUCUGAUGGGGUUCUUCCUAUGCACUACCUUUGUGAUGUGCGUUGUAUUCGCAGAAAGUUUCACCUUUCCCUGAUUUCACGGUUUGACGGGUGUGCACCGUUCUGGGUUUGUUACGUUAUUUGUGAAGACAUUUACGUCUGGUUCUCACCGUUACGCUGAUGUUUUGUAAUACAGCCGUCCAUGUGAGCCUGA